Molecule: messenger RNA, 2010 nt
Organism: Punctularia strigosozonata HHB-11173 SS5
Lineage: Eukaryota; Fungi; Basidiomycota; Agaricomycetes; Corticiales; Punctulariaceae
Product: L-asparaginase
Exons: 12
Coding region: 1-2010 (669 amino acids)
Biological process (GO): amino acid metabolic process
Molecular function (GO): asparaginase activity; protein binding
Source: RefSeq, a predicted model, not a curated record
AUGGAUUUGUCGCAGAUACCCGAUGAGUCUAAGGUGCUAAUCAUCUAUACGGGCGGUACCAUUGGCAUGCUUGUCGGUCAGGAAGGCUACGUGCCAGAGCCCUACUUCUUGACGGAAACACUGCGCAGUCAAAACCGAUUCCAUGACCCGCUUCAAGAGUCCCUUUUCUCUCACUCCUCUUCUGUCGCGGGGUUUCGUGAAUGGAGCUCGUCCUCAGGACGUACCAGCCCAUCAGGAGAGAGAACUACGCCGACGAGCUACUCGCCAGCUACUCCAACCCUUCGUGUCCUUUCCUCUCGCCCGAUAGGAGAUACAAUGGGGUUGCGUGUGCAGCCUUACAGUGGGGGUAGCCCCCGCCAGCCAACCUGUCGUCAGAUUGAGGAAAACGUCUACGAGGCCGAUAUACCCAGUUUGAUCACUCCACGGCCUGCGUUGCAUGGAAAUGGCGGGAAGCGAAUCAGAUACGCUGUCUUGGAAUGGAAUCCGCUCUUGGAUAGCAGCAAUAUCGAGAUAGAUGAUUGGAUCCGGAUUGCGACCGAGAUUGAGCUUAAUUAUCCCUUGUUCGAUGCAUUCGUUGUGUUGCACGGCACGGAUACUAUGUCAUAUACCUCCAGCGCCCUCAGCUUCCUCCUGGAAGACCUCGGAAAGACCGUUAUUCUGACUGGAGCUCAGAUCCCUCUCUCCCAACUACGCAACGACGCAAUUGACAACCUGCUCGGGGCUCUAAUGAUCGCCGGUCAUUACAUUAUACCUGAAUGUUCUCUCUUUUUCAAUCACACCCUCUAUCGAGGCAACAGGGUGUCAAAAAUGUCGUCUUAUGACCUGGAUGCUUUCGACAGUCCUAAUUUUCCCCCAUUAGUCGAUGUUGGGAUUGACAUCACUAUAAACUGGAACGACGUCAUCAGGCAGACUGGCCUUCGCAGGUUUCAUGCGCACAAGACCAUGAGUACACACGUUGCGACUCUGCGGCUCUUUCCUGGUAUCACUAGCGCUACUGUCCGCGCUUUUCUCGCUCCUCCUAUCAAAGGCGUAGUGCUCGAGACAUUCGGCGCAGGCAAUGCUCCUCAACGUGCCGACCUCAUGACCACCCUCAAGGAAGCGUGCGAUCGCGGCGUCGUGAUCGUCGCAAUAUCGCAAUGCUCAAGGGGUACAGUAAGCGACACAUACCAAACAGGGCGUACACUGCUUCAAGCCGGAGUUGUUCCCGGCGGCGACAUGACACCCGAAUGUGCCUUAACCAAACUCAGCUAUCUAUUAUCGAAACCCGCGUUGUCGGUAUCAGAAGUCAGGAGGCUCAUUGGAACUCCUCUUCGUGGCGAACUGACUCGACCUUCGACUGCUACGCCUGCCUCCGGUUCCAUAGAGCAAAACCUCGAAAGCAUCCAAGAUCUACUCACGCAGGUCGUUCGCUUGUCGAACGCCAAUACCAUGGCGCAAGCCCCUCAAAUCUUGAUUGACUCCUCCUCUAUUUCGAGCAGCGAAUCGACCGCGCCUUGGUCGUGGACGGCUUCUGAGGCUCUAACCACUGAAGCUGCACUGCUUCCGUAUCUGAUUCACCUCGCGGCAGCCAAGAACGACGUCGAAGCGCUUCGAUUUUGCAUCAAGACGACGACGCCCGACCCUGCUGUCGGGGUCAAUAGCCCUGUCAUCGACCGUCCCCAACAGAGUCAAGCGAUCGCCGGCGUUCUUGUCAACGCACUUGAUCCUGCAAGCGGACGUUCUCCUCUGCAUACCGCUGCGCUUAAUGGCAGUGUCAAAUGCGUGCAGACUCUGCUGGAGGCCGGGGCUCUCGUCCAUCUCAGGGAUAGCCUAGGACACACCGCGCUUUACUAUGCUGCUCGUCAAAAUCAUGAAAGUGCCGUCGAUGUUUUGGUACAAGCCGGCGCGAACUUGGGUGGAAGCGAUGUCGACGGAGGUUUCUCUGCUCUUGCUGUACAGAAAAGCACAAGAUCCGCUGAUGAUGUCGCCCUCCGAAUAUGGACAAAAGCCGGCAUGUCCGCCGCGCCAUGA